This is a messenger RNA of Rhea pennata, 1236 nucleotides long. It is a transcript of the gene SPRED3, whose product is annotated as sprouty related EVH1 domain containing 3. Gene Ontology annotation, molecular function: protein kinase binding. NCBI's taxonomy places the organism in Eukaryota, Metazoa, Chordata, Aves, Rheiformes, Rheidae. The record is from RefSeq and is a predicted model, not a curated record. Gene Ontology annotation, cellular component: membrane. Gene Ontology annotation, biological process: negative regulation of MAPK cascade; multicellular organism development. Bases 1 to 1236 code for a protein of 411 amino acids. The transcript has 4 exons.
AUGCUUCGGGUGCGAGCCGUGGUGAUGACCCGAGACGACUCUAGCGGCGGGUGGGUGCCCAUGGGCGGCGGGGGCCUGAGCCACGUCACGGUCACCAAGGCCCGGCGGCCCGAGGACGGCGCCAGGCGCCGGCAGUACCUCAUCUGCGGGGAGCGCCUGCGGGACCAGACCACCAUCCUGGAGUGCGCGGUGAAGCGGGACCUGGUGUACAACAAGGUGAACCCCAUCUUCCACCACUGGAAAGUCGGCGAGAGCAAGUUCGGCCUCACGUUCCAGAGCCCCGCGGACGCCGCGGCCUUCGAGAGGGGCGUGCAGGGCGCCCUGGAGGCGCUGGCCGCAGGCUCCCCGUCCUCUUCCUCCUCCUCCUCCUCCUCGGCAGGGGAUGCGGGUGACGCCGCGGUGCCGAGCCGGGCCUCGGCGCCGGAGCCGACCAGCGCGUCCCCGCCGGCAUCCCCGUGCCCGCCGCCGGCGUCCCCCCGCGCGUCCCCCCACGCGUCCCCCCGUGCCCACAUCGCCCGCCCCGCCGCCCGCCCGGAGAUGCUGCCCACCCUCGUCACCAUCGUCACCAGCGAGUCCUCGGCCAGCAGCUACGGCCGCACACCCGCCACCGAGGCCUUCGGGUUCGGCACGGCCCCGGGGGCCGGCACCCUGCCAGCCGUGCAGGCGCUGCCGCUGCAGGAGACCGAGGAGCCGGAGACGCUGACGCCCUGCAAGGAGCCGUGGGCCAGCCGGGGCUACGAGGACUAUCGGCGCGCCGGGGCGGCCGGCCGGGGCGGCGCGACGACGACGGCGACGUCGUCGGCCGCCUGCGUCCGCUUCGAGAAAGCCGCCAAGGCGCCCGGCGACGCCAAGAGCUCGCCGUCGUGCCGCAUCCACGGGGCGGCCGAGGCGGCCACGUCGCGCUGCGUCUACUGCCGGGACGUCUUCAGCCGGGAGGAGAACGGGCGCGGGCAGUGCCGGGACGCGCCGGACCCGGCGGGCCGCUGCGUGCGCCGUCUCAGCUGCCUCUGGUGCGCCGAGAGCCUCCUCUACCACUGCAUGUCGGACGCCGAGGGCGACUUCUCGGCGCCCUGCUCCUGCGACCGGGGGCACCCGCACUGCUGCGCCCGCUGGCUGGCGCUGGCCGCCCUGGCGCUCCUCGUGCCCUGCCUCUGCUGCUACCUGCCCCUGCGCGCCUGCCACUGGUGCGGCGGCCACUGCGGCUGCUGCGGCGGCAGGCACAAGGCCGUGCGGUGA